AUGCAACGCCCGCACUUUUUCCGGCGCAGGCUACGCGUCUCCAAACUGACAACAACUCUCAUUUUCUGCGUUCUGUUCUUAAUAUUUUUGCUACUCUGGUCUGAGUCUGAAAAUGGCCGGAGCAACAAACACAGCGUGACUGAAUUGCGAUCAUUUGCUGACCAAAUGAACUCGGCACGUCUGAACAAUGCUUUUCAAUACUUCCGAUCCUUAAACGCGAGUCGCUCACAGAGAUUUUACGAGGAAAAUCUCGCAAAGUAUGAUCUGGACCUGGUUAUCAGCAUUCCCACAGUGCGUCGACCCACCCGACCGGGUCUCGUCGAAAUGGGUUAUUUGAUCCAAACGGCAGCGAUGUUCGAUCGACUUCUAAAAACGGAUGAGAAGUUUGGAGGGAAAAUGAUGUUUAUUUGUAAUACGGACAACAUGCCGAAGGAACAUUCAGAGGCGACACUCUUGCAGGAUUAUCUACCUUCCAUACAGCUUUAUGGCAAUUCAACCUCGAAAGCUGUUCCUCUUGUGUCAAACAUCUUCCAUUAUCACAAGAAUUAUGGAAAUAAGUACAGUAAAGAGACAUUCGAUUACAUGUUUUGUUUGCAAACAGCGCUACUUUAUAAAUCCAAAUAUAUUUUGAUGGCUGAAGACGAUGCACUUCCCAGAAAAGAACUUUUGCCAGUAUUAUACCAACUUUUAUGGCGACAGCAUGAGCUUGUAUCAACCGGCAAAGCAAUAAAAAGAAAACCUUUCUUUCUCAUAAAGCUAUACUACCCGGAACGGUGGUUGGGUUACGCAUACGAAUUCCCUCGAAUAAUUGAACUUUUAGGGAUCGGUGCUUUUGGUUGGGGUCUCUUUGCCCUUCUUUUUUCGUUUUUAUGGAAGAGGACAUACUGUGAGACGCUAACUGUUGCGACCCUCGGCGGGGCAUGCAUUGUGCUUCUAGCUCUGCUUAUGGGUCGGCAAAAAGUCAUGGAACUUCGCCGUCUUUCCAGCCACUUGUAUUUCGUCCGACCCGCUCCAGACUGCUGUACGCCAGCGGUUCUCUACCGAGCGGAAAACGUUAGCAAGUUUCUUCGUUAUUUGUCGCAAGGUACAUAUGAUUCGACUAGACCUCUCGAUAUCGCAAUGGCCGAAUACUUUCGUGCUGUGAGUGAAAGUUCACUUUAUGUGGAACCCAAUCUUUUUCGACAUAUUGGGAUGUAUAGUUCUUUGGGCAAGAGCCCCAAAUCACCAGAAUACUUUUUGUUUCAAUGA
Molecule: messenger RNA, 1248 nt
Organism: Acanthosepion pharaonis
Lineage: Eukaryota; Metazoa; Mollusca; Cephalopoda; Sepiida; Sepiidae
Source: the annotation of a GenBank genome assembly